AUUGAAAAAAAUUGGCAAGUUUGAAAACCAAGUAUUUGAUUUUUCGAAGAGUUUUUAAUAUAGAACGAGAGAAAACACUUUGUGAGCUUUCUACAAUUUUUUCGUUUGUACGUUUUUAAAUCGAAUAUGUUCAUCAUUCGUGGAUAAAACAAGAUCAUUUUGAAUGAAUCAUUUGAGUACUUUCAUAUUUAUUAUGAUUGUAAAAUUAAAAACGCACUAAAAAUAAAUCGUUAUUCGCCAAUUUUUUUCAAAAAUAGCAUUUUCCAACUGUAUAUCUUUGGCAUCGAAGUCAAAAAUUUAUUGGAAAUCGGAAACAUUGCGAUUUCUUUAAAUAAAAAAAUUGUCCCCAUUUUGCUAAAAGGUACAAUUUUUUAUUUCUUCAACGAAUGUCAUGGGACAUUCUGAAUUUUUUAUCAUGUACGCUUAUGAAAAAUUUUUUCAUUAUAUAUUUUUCAAAAAUAAUCGCUUGCAAGGCUGAUCGUGCAUGAUCAAGACUGUCGACAAAUUUGUUUCCACAAAAAAUGUUUGCUUACGAUUUAUUGCACGAAACGGAAAUUCCAAUUAACAAAUAUGAUGAGUUAAAUUUGUUUUUUUAGUUUUAUUAGUCAAAAUGACCCGUGCAAACAUGAAAAUUCGCGAAAAUGACAUUUUUAUGAGAAUUCUCCCUUCGUAUGUUCAAAUUUCCCGCAUAAAAAAGCUGGUGCUGCCACAAGUUUUUACAUUCGCCGCUCUUCCACAAUUUGGCGCGGCGGCCGUUAGCGUUUAUUCAGUAAGUGAGGUUAGAAAAACUCAUCACACCGGGUAGUAUCGUAAGACCGCUUAAAAUAAUCAAAUCUAACCUCUGCUUUUCCUAGAAGUAAAACGAUUUAAAUGUUGAAUAAACGGUGUUUAGUGUUGUAAAUGAAAGUGUAACAUCGUCAAAUAAAAUGGGCGACUCGGAUUUCAAUGAUUUACUUCGAUCAGCGGAACAACUUUCUGCUGCUGUCGAAGGCACCGGCGAACUUCCCCAGGUCGAGAGAAAUCUUCGACAAAUUUUCGAAGCUUCUAAUGAACUCUGGUCUCGGGUAACGCAAACGGGAACCCAGGAUAAUCAGUCACAAGCGAAUUUUUUGUUAGGUUCGAGGGGCAUAGAUUUACCACAAAUAUCCCAAAAGUUAAAUUCUCUGAGCACGAGACGAACGUUUGAGCCACUCGAUCCUAUUGCCGAUACUGACAUUGUCAACUAUUUAAAAAAUGAAAAGGAAAAUGCCAUCUUAUCAAUUAUCGAGCAAGUACACAAAGACACAUUUGAGUUGAACAGAGUACAGCAAAUGGAGCACAUGUUGGGUGAAUGGAAGCAAAUGCGUUAUGAGAUAAUAAAUGCAAUGACAGCGCCGUCCGGUGAGUUGGUGGAUUUGAGAGGGACACCGCAGCGAACGAAAUUGGCAGGAACGACAGCGAGUGGUUUGUCGAACGUCGAGAUGGCAUACGCAAAAGAGUUACAAAAUUACAACGACCACGUGUUGCGUGGAAUAACGAGGCCGAAUUUGUUCGCGGCGUUUUCAAAAGCAGCUGAAAGUUUCAAUGAUCGAAAAAUCGAGGACAUGUGGCGAAUGGUGUGGUGUAUGGUGAACAUUCCAUUGACGCCGCGAGGCGAUCAAAUAAAGUCGCGUUGCAGUAGCCCAGUGGAGGCGAAGCUGGUCGAGCAGUCGAGAAAUUACCUGGAAAAUCGUUAUCGCGAAUUCAUGAAUUCGUUCAUCAGCGAAAAUUUGGAACAAGCUCGGAGAGGUGGAAUUCCAGGGACUCUACCGCUGGUCAAAAGUUUCGUUGGUGUCAGAGUCCAGAAUUAUAGAGAUUUGGAAGACGCCGCUAUCGAAGACAAACCUUUGUGGCCACUGGUUUAUUACUGCAUGAGAACAGGCGAUUUAAAAGCCGCUCUCCAAUGCCUCGAUCAGUGCGACGUUCCCUAUCAAGAGUUCCGACAAGCUCUCGAAGAAGCCAUCGAAGAUCCAUUGAAAAGACCGAGCCCUCGAGGCGAAUCCGUUCUCAAACUUCACUAUCGUAAACACGUUAGAUCCUCCACCGAUCCUUACAAAAGAGCCGCUUACUGCGCUCUCGUCCCUUGCGAUCCCGACGAUUUACAUUCUGAAGUUAUGUCCACUGCCGAUGAUUAUCUAUGGCUGAAACUCUGUCAGGUGCGCGAACAAACUGACUCUGAAAACAAAUUGACUCUGGAUCAUUUGCAGACUACGAUUCUUGAAGUUUAUGGUGAAGCGUAUUACCAUGCACACGAGCAGCCAUUCCUCUACUUUUCAAUGCUCUUCCUUACUGGUCAAUUCGAAGCAGCGAUUGAGUUUCUCGCUCGAGGUGCAGGAGCACGACAUUUGCCUCAUGCGGUCCACCUGGCAGCAGCAUUACAUGAGCACAGUUUGUUAGCAACGAGUCAAAGCGUCCUGGCACCUCUGAUUACAGUUGACCCGGCCGACAAACCUCCUGCGAAACGCUUGAAUUUGGCUCGCCUCAUUUUACUCUACGUGAAGAGAUUCGAAUCGUCAGAUCCCAAAGAAACGCUUCAUUACUUGUUCUUGUUGCGCUGCAUGAAAGAUCCCCACGACCGGAAUAUGUUUGCAGCAUCCGCAGCGGAAAUGGUGGUUGACGCAUCGCCAGCGAGUCGUUCCUUGCUCGUAGGAAAAAUCGAGCGCGAGCGUCGAUUGCCAGGGAUUCUGGAUCAAUUCCAAAUAAAUACGGAGGACGUAAUAAAUAUUUGCGCUGAUACUUUGUAUCGGAAAGGACUUUUGGAAGACGCAGUAGCGAUGUACGACCUUGCCGGCAACCAUGAUAAAGUUUUGAGUCUCAUGUGCAUGUUGCUUGCCCAAGUCGUCAGUCAAAGGGACUCUCCGGGCUCCUUGAGAUCGCGCCUUCAAACAUCGGCCGCAGAAAUCAGCCUCCGAUAUCAGGGCAUCGCAAUUCAAGCGUCCGCCGAAUUAGUCGCUGCUUUUUACACUCUCCGCGAUCUCAUGGUCUUUUUCGAUCAAUUCCACAAUGAACAGUAUCAGAGCGCUUUGAACACGAUCGCCGAUUCGAAACUGCUCCCUGCUCACGUGAAAGAAGUAGACGAGCGUGUGACAGCUCUCAAACGUGUUUCACCGGAAGUCGCCGGCACACUGUCCGAAGUUUUACUCGCGACGAUGACGAUUUUGUAUAAACAGUAUCAGAAAUUAAGGUCGACCGAGCCCGGCGAUGAAAUUGCACGGGACGAACAGCUUCGAGAUCUCCGAGAACAAGCCCGAGCGCUCACGAGUUUCGCUGGGACUCUGCCAUAUCGUAUGCCCAACGAAACCAAUAGUCGCCUCGUACAAAUGGAGAUUCUCAUGCAUUAAAUAUUAUUAUGUAAAAAAAUUUCCAUUUUGACCUUCAAACAUUUUUUCUCAAUAAAAAAAUUCUCAGGUUCGUA
This is a messenger RNA of Venturia canescens, 3433 nucleotides long. RefSeq names its product nuclear pore complex protein Nup93-like. The record is from RefSeq and is a predicted model, not a curated record. Lineage: Eukaryota; Metazoa; Arthropoda; Insecta; Hymenoptera; Ichneumonidae. The transcript has 6 exons. The coding region runs from base 927 to 3359 and encodes 810 amino acids. Gene Ontology annotation, biological process: poly(A)+ mRNA export from nucleus; protein import into nucleus. Gene Ontology annotation, molecular function: structural constituent of nuclear pore. Gene Ontology annotation, cellular component: nuclear pore.